GCGGCCGCUAAAUGGCAACCCUGGAUUCCAUGUUCCAACAUCAAUUUUGUAUUUGACGACAAUGCUCCUUCACAGUCAUCCAAACUAAGCCUGGCAAUGAGCUCGUCAUCAUAUCCUUAUAGACGUGCAAUUUUCCGAUCAAGAUGCCUCUCCAACCAAUAAAUACCAACGUUGAGAGGGACGGGUCCCUCCUCUCCCCCAUCCGCUACGACGACGACGCCAUAUCAUUACAUAGUCGAAGCGACCAGGACACCGAUAGCGAAGAUGACGAACUACUAGCUGCUGCGCGGAAUAGCAAGGAGUUACGCGCACGUGAUCGCAUGGUCUUGAUGGAAGAGGAAGAGUUGGACAAGCUGAUAACCGACUCGAGGGCUCGACGCGAGCGGGAACGGAGAGGUAGCAGUAUUCAUAGGCGAGGGAGCAAUCUUGCACUACCCAACCCCAUACGCAUGCUGAGGGGCUAUAACCUCACAGGAUCGGGAAGCGCAAUAGAUGAUGCUGGGAGUUCUGCGGAGGACUUACAUCAUGAGAAACGAAGAAACAGACGAACACGCCGUAAAGAAAAGAAAGAUCGGUUGCUCAGAGAAGCCCGUGAUGGCGAAGAUGGCGAACUUAUGUAUGAAAUGGAAUCAGGGGGAAUGAAAGACGGAAGUACUACCGGCGACAGUAGCGACCGGGAUGAUAGCGACGAGCUCGAUCGUAAACGUCUAAUUCAGGUAUCGGAUGCCAAGACUGCGAAGACGAGACGAUGGAAGAAAUGGCUGUUGAUACAUGCUACUAUCAUAGUUGGCGUGGCUUUCCUAGGUCUCGUCAUCUGGAAGCUCGUUCAGAGCAGGAAAACAGAAGAACAAGCACAAUUGGUGGUUCCUACUCAGCUGGUCAGCAAUGGUUCUGCUCUAUUUCUGCCAACUACCCUUAUAAUCAGUCUCGACGGGUUCCGAGCGGAUUUUCUAAACCGAGGUCUGACGCCAAGGUUGAAUUCCUUCAUCAAGGAGGGUGUUUCGCCGUUGUAUAUGACCCCAUCAUUCCCCUCUGUUACAUUCCCGAAUCAUUACACACUUGCGACUGGUUUAUAUCCGGAAAGCCAUGGAGUGGUGGGAAACACUUUUUGGGAUCCGGACCUGGAAGGGGAGUUCUAUUAUACCGACCCGGACAAAAGCCUUGAUCCCAAAUGGUGGGCUGGUGAACCAUUUUGGGUCACCGCUGAGCAGCAAGGAGUCCGCACAGCAGUUCAUAUGUGGCCUGGUAGUGAAGCACAUAUCAUGGGGGUAGAGCCGAGCUUUUUAGACAAGUACAACGGCAAAGAGAAACUAAACAACAAAGUCGAUCGAAUCCUUGAAUUCCUUGAUAAACCAGGAGUGGAGACUCCAGACGCGGAUCCCAACGAUAUAAGACCGCAAAUCAUAGCGGCCUACGUUCCUAACGUCGACGCAGACGGUCAUCGCUAUGGCCCGAACAGCACUCGGAUACGGUCGACGAUCCACUCAGUCGAUAAGAUGCUGAAUAGACUUUUCCAUGGUCUCGAGAAGAGGAAUCUCACCGAUAUUGUCAAUGUAAUCAUCGUUUCUGAUCACGGUAUGGCCACAACGGACGUUAGCCGCAUGAUUCAAAUUGAAGAUCUGGUGGACAUAGAGAAAGUAGAGCAUCUCGAUGGAUGGCCCUUAGUUGGGAUCCGGCCAAAGAACCCGGAUGACUUACAGCUACUAUAUGAACAAGCUGCUGAGAAGGUCAAAUCAAAUCCCAAUUUUGAAGUGUACUUGAGAGACAAGGACAUGCCGGAGCGCUACCACUUUAGCAACAACAAGCGCAUUGCACCUUUGUGGAUUAUCCCCAAAACAGGGUGGGCGAUUGUUAAGCGGGAAGAGUUCGAUAUACAAGAAGCCAAGGCUAAAAAUCGCGUCUACCACCCAAGAGGACUCCACGGUUACGAUCACGAACAUCCUUUGAUGAGAGCCAUUUUCGUUGCCCGUGGGCCUGCUUUCCCACACCAACCUCAUAGCAAGGUGGAGAUAUUCCAAAAUAUCAAUGUCUAUAACAUUCUCUGCGACUCCGUUGGUAUGAAGGCUAUGCCAAACAAUGGAACGCUGCAUCUACCACUUAAGAUCACUGGUCUACACGACCCGGACGCAGCCCUCGAAGAGCCAGCAGAUCCCGUUCCUGUCGAGACAACACCCGAAGGAGAGAUCGCGACGGGGACAACAUCCGACCCCCAUCAAGUGGAGACAACUUCUGAAGGUACUGAGCCCUCUUCGACAGUUGGCGUAGACCCCGCAAUCGACAAGCCAGAAGAGCAAAGUCCACCAGCAAAUGAUGAGAAUAACAGCAGCGGAUCAUCAUGGUGGCAGAAUACUUGGGAUUGGGUGAAGGACAAGUUUGAUGGUUUAAUUGAUACGGUCAAGGGAAUCGGUAAAGGAUCCUCUUAGGGUGGUCUUUAUGCUUUACUAUUUUUCCUCCUUUUGAUCUUGGUGUUCCUUCCUUGAUGGAGGUCACGCUGUACUCGGAUACUUGUAUACUGUCCAGGAAAUUGGUGUUGGUGGCGUUUUCUAGUUCCUCCUAGAGCGUUGAAGUCUCCUUGCAUAGAGCUUGUUAGUAGAUUUUGGUAGAGUAGUCGCCUAUGGGGAAGACAUGGCAUGGAAGCGACGUCGUUAUUUUGGAUAGUUUCAAAACAGCGAAUGCCGAUAAUCAACGUUAAUAGUGUGCUUGGGAUUGGCACCAUGUAUUAUCGUGGAAAUUUGAUAAGCUACCUGCCCAUCUAUAUGUGUGAACGUAAUUAAGUAUGUCCAUA
Messenger RNA from Annulohypoxylon truncatum, 2785 nucleotides. RefSeq names its product ectonucleotide pyrophosphatase/phosphodiesterase family member 3. The record is from RefSeq and is a predicted model, not a curated record. Gene Ontology annotation, molecular function: ribonucleoside triphosphate phosphatase activity; nucleoside triphosphate diphosphatase activity. NCBI's taxonomy places the organism in Eukaryota, Fungi, Ascomycota, Sordariomycetes, Xylariales, Hypoxylaceae. Gene Ontology annotation, biological process: nucleoside triphosphate metabolic process. The transcript has 3 exons. The coding region runs from base 144 to 2423 and encodes 759 amino acids.